Messenger RNA from Trichoplusia ni (cabbage looper), 897 nucleotides. Its product is annotated as glutathione S-transferase D7-like. Gene Ontology annotation, biological process: glutathione metabolic process. The transcript has a single exon. Gene Ontology annotation, molecular function: glutathione transferase activity. Lineage: Eukaryota; Metazoa; Arthropoda; Insecta; Lepidoptera; Noctuidae. The record is from RefSeq and is a predicted model, not a curated record. The coding region runs from base 50 to 715 and encodes 221 amino acids.
AGGCACUGCAGUCAUUCAGUAUCACCGUACCAACCAAGCCACAAGCAACAUGACCAUCAAAAUCUACAGCCACCCUACCAGUCCAGCUGGCAGAGCAGUCUUUAUGCUGACAGAAAUUCUCAACCUGAAAUAUGAAUUUAUAGAAGUGAGCGUCAUGGCUGGAGACACCAGGAAACCGGAGUACUUGGAGAAGAACCCGAACCACACCAUCCCCAUGAUAGAAGACGAUGGUUACAUCCUCAUCGACAGUCACGCAAUUUUGACAUACCUCGUCGAAAAAUACGGCGCUAAACAAGCUCAGCUGUAUCCUAAAGACCUACAGUUAAGGAGUACAGUGCUUCAGCGGCUGUUCUUCGAGGCGUCAACCAUAAGUGCUGCAUUUUUAUCAAUCUUUUUAGAAAUUGCAAUGAAUAAUGGACCAGGACCUAAUGCAGCGCAACUGGAAAAAUCGAACGACGUAUACAAUAUCUUGGACAAGUAUUUGUCUAAGUCGAAGUUUGUGGCGGCUGACCAUCUGACAAUAGCUGACCUCGCCUGCAUCUCGACCAUUUCUACAAUGGCUAACGUUUCACCCAUCGACGCUAAAUAUGAGAAGCUCACUGCUUGGUACAAAUCUCUAAGCAAUGAAGAGUGGUUCAAGAAGGGUAACCUACCAGGACUGACGGCGAUUUCACAAUACUUGAAGUCGGUUAUGGAGAAGAACAGCAAGGCGUAAAUUAAUAAUUUAAGCCUUACAAUAUUUUGGACUGUUUAUCGAAGGAUAUGUUUUAAAAGCGUCAUUUUACUUAAAGUGUUUUUAGUUUAUACUUGUAUUUGUACAAACGAUUGUGUUGUUUUAUUGGUAUUGUAUAACAUAAUGUAAAUAUAAUAAAAAUAAAUUAUUUAAUAAAAGAUUGA